Messenger RNA from Fusarium coffeatum, 1272 nucleotides. RefSeq lists its product as uncharacterized. Bases 1 to 1272 code for a protein of 423 amino acids. Lineage: Eukaryota; Fungi; Ascomycota; Sordariomycetes; Hypocreales; Nectriaceae. The record is from RefSeq and is a predicted model, not a curated record. The transcript has 3 exons.
AUGUCACCCAGAAGCAUCGGAGUACUGAAAGGUCUGAAGCCGGGCCCGAGAUCCCCCGUCCGUUCCAAGAAGACCAGAAUCCCCAAAAAGGAACGACGAUGGCCAACAGGAAAAGCAGCCGGGACGCCAAUCAAAGAUUUUUGGAAACACGAAGACAAGAAAUACGUCGUGCCAAUCACAGUUUACAACGUUCCAAACAAUUCCUCGGUGUAUACAAAAUGGCCGAAGCUUAAAGAGUUCAGGCCUGCGCUGAAUCCGCGAGCUCACAGAACAGUAAAACUUGACGGUAGUGAAAGACCAGAGGAUGUUAUACCAUUAAUGCCUUACAUGUAUAGCGAUCUCGGUGUGAUGGUCUUUGAGGGUCUCGAUGAGAAUCAGGUCAAGGUCGUGGGAAACUUGCUCAAAAGAAUCGUUAAACAUGAAGGCAGGUUGCAGUAUUGCACAUGGGCUGAUGAUCGGGAUAAAAGGAUCACCUAUGAUAAAUGGAACAUAUAUCGCCUGCCGGUGAAUCCAAUAGCUCAUAUCGACGAUAAGUUGAAGCCGGAAAGAGGCUUUUUGCAUCCGAGAGGUCUCGAUGAACUCACCGAUCUGGCAGUUCAGAAAUGGAGAGACGAGUGGCAGGCCAAAAGGGAUUCCCUAGGGAAUGGUCCCAAGCCAGGACUUAGGUAUAUAAAGGACACCAAAAAGCUGUGGCUACUGAGGAACAUAGACGGCAUGGGCUUGAUCAAUAAUACCAUCAAUGGACCCCGUAUCACUUCAGUGGAUGCCUACGUUGCCACGGUCGUCUAUCACAACAGAGUCCUCGUGGAUGUUGAGCUUCACACUGUCGGCACUAAGCACUUUCUCGGCUGUGCGAGCUACAAGUUCGGAACUACGGCUGACGCGGAAGAAAUCGACCCUGACGAACCUGAAGCGUUUUUGCAGAAGCCAAAGCCCAAAGCAAGGCGAUUGUACCGCGAUGAAGCGCCGGCCUCGAUAGCACGAAGACAUGAUAUUCCAAUUGCCGUGAUGAACAAGGUGUUGAAUCUUGAGAAUAAGGUCUGGGGAAGGAUAGAAAGAAAUGCCAGACUGGAGAAGAAGCGGGAAAGGAAGGCUCAACAAGAGGCAUGGCGACUAGAGAGGAUACAGAGCGAGGAUGAGAUUAAGAUGAACGCGAUCGUGGAUGAUAUACCCGUACAGCUUUCCGAAGGGGAAUCUAGGGAGGAAAAACCUGUGAGAGACAAUGUCGCCAACGUCCGAUGGCUUGAAAUAUUGAGAUAUAUGUACACUUAA